AUAUGUUAUUGGAGAUGGAGCAGCAUUCGGGCCUGAUAUCCCUGAAUAUGUCGCCGUUUCAUCUGAGCCCGCAGGGUAGUCCCCAGGGUGCGGCAGGCGCCGGUCAGCAGCAACAGCAGGCCCAGCAACAACAACAACAACAACAGCAGCAGCAACAACAACAACAACAGCAACAACAACAACAACAACCUCAUUACGGUUCCUCGCCCUAUGGGAAUUGCGCCCAGAGCCCACCCGCGACAAUGUGUCACCAAUCUCAGUCCCAGCAACAGCAACAGCAGCCGCAACAGCAGCAACAGUUGUCGGUUCACGGUCAGGCGCACACGCAGGGCGGUAUUUCGAGUUUCGACGCCGCCUUCUUCGACUCCACCGCCCUGGAGGAACGAUGCCCCAUGUGCGGCGACAAAAUGUCCGGCUAUCAGUACGGUUUGCUCACGUGCGAGUCAUGCAAAGGUUUUUUCAAACGCAACAGUUCGCCGUGCAGUAGCAAAAAGGUGUACACGUGUCUGUUCUCACCGACGGGCGGUGGGGGCGGGGGAGGAGGAGGAGGCGGCGGCGGCGGCGGCGGCGGUGGAGGCGGUGGAAACGGUAACAACGGCGGGAACGGCGGAUGUGGCGCAUCUUCUGCACUGGAUAUCGGAUCUUGCAGCACUAAGAAGGUGUACACGUGUCUGUUCUCGCCAACAGGGGCCGGAGGCGGUAACGGGGGCAACGGAGGCAGCAACGGGGCAGCUAACGGCGCGGGGGGUGGCUGCGGUACCUCGACGGCCCUCGAGACCGGCGGCGGCGGUUACAACGGCGGGGUUGCAGGCGGCGGGGGCGGCGGCGGCGCGGGCGCCGCUGGCGGAAGUGGGCCCACCGCAGGAAACGCCGCUGCUGGCGGCGGCGGUAGCGGUAGCGGCACCGGGGGCGGCGGCAGCGGAUCCGCUACGGUUGGCGUUGGUGUCGUGACCGGCUCGAUACCCUGCCCGUCCGACUUCCCCGACACCAAGGACAUCAUCAUCGAGGAGCUGUGCCCGGUGUGCGGCGACAAGGUCUCCGGUUACCACUACGGGCUCCUCACCUGCGAAUCCUGCAAGGGUUUCUUUAAACGGACCGUCCAGAACAAGAAGGUCUACACGUGCGUCGCAGAGAGGUCCUGUCACAUCGACAAGACGCAACGGAAGCGGUGUCCGUUCUGCCGUUUCCAAAAGUGCCUCGAGGUCGGCAUGAAGCUUGAGGGUGAGUUUUCUUUUUAUCCUCGAUUGUAUACAUAUAUUUAUAUAUUAUUUGAUUAUCCCGAAAGUUUCUUUCGCGAGUUGCACUCGAUUAUUUUAUGUGUAUUUCGUGUUUAUGUAAAUAGGUAAUCUAAUUUCAUAGAUAUUCAUGUUGUAACAGUAAUGGAGCAAAAUGAAUCGCGCAAAAUUCACUAAUGUAACAUAAAA
Hylaeus anthracinus is the source of this 1424-nucleotide messenger RNA. RefSeq names its product keratin-associated protein 5-4-like. Gene Ontology annotation, cellular component: RNA polymerase II transcription regulator complex. Gene Ontology annotation, biological process: regulation of transcription by RNA polymerase II; hormone-mediated signaling pathway; tissue development. The record is from RefSeq and is a predicted model, not a curated record. Bases 3 to 1346 code for a protein of 447 amino acids. The transcript has 2 exons. NCBI's taxonomy places the organism in Eukaryota, Metazoa, Arthropoda, Insecta, Hymenoptera, Colletidae. Gene Ontology annotation, molecular function: zinc ion binding; RNA polymerase II cis-regulatory region sequence-specific DNA binding; nuclear receptor activity.